This is a messenger RNA of Metopolophium dirhodum (rose-grain aphid), 1690 nucleotides long. RefSeq lists its product as uncharacterized. The record is from RefSeq and is a predicted model, not a curated record. The coding region runs from base 552 to 1547 and encodes 331 amino acids. The transcript is spliced from 13 exons. NCBI's taxonomy places the organism in Eukaryota, Metazoa, Arthropoda, Insecta, Hemiptera, Aphididae.
UGUGUGGUGCAUUUCACGUUGGACGAUACUGUGGAAGUUGUUCCUGGGCCAUGGUUUCGUAAAGAGGGAAAUUGUGCGUGGCCGAAAACAUCAAAUAUUAAAGACAUAAAAAAAGCUAUUGUUCUAAAAACACGACCAAAUAAGCAAGAUUUCUCUUUUUACGAAGCACGAUGUUUGGCUAGUAAUAUCGACAAUUUUCAAAUGGCCCAAAAAAAAUGUAAUGUUGCGAAAUGUAAAUCUGACCUUUCUUCAAUGGAAGAUGAUAAGUUAAAAAAAAGAGAAAAAUUAAAAAAAGGCAGUAUAAAACUCGUUUAAGCUCGGAAUCUGACAGUGAAAAAUCUGAUACAGAUAUGCACAAAAAUGCCCUUCCAUGGUAUCAUUCAGACGCAGAACCUCAACUUCAAAAAAAAAACCACCAAAUACAAAACAUAACAUUUAAUAGUAUUGAAAGUCGACCCAAUGGAUAGUCUCCCUUAAAGAACUCCAUUAUUGAUACAGCAGCAGUAAAGAUUCAUUUGUCUAAUAUUCAUUCAGAAAAAGAAACUAUAAUAAUGAGCAAUACAAGGACAAAUUCUCCUUUAAAACUUUCAAAUGAGAAGUUAUCAUUAUUUUCUGAAAAAAAAUCUCCAUACAAUCAAAGAUCGUCUCCAUCAAAUAGAAUAAAAAGAUGUUUAUUUUCUGAUAUUGAUAAACAUAGUCACUUAAACUCUAACUCUGCUGAUGAGGGCUCUACUAAAGUGUUAUCUGUAAAAAGUUCAGAAAAAGGAAGUUUAUCUACUGAUAUUUAUGAACAUUGUCACUCAAAUUCUAAUUCUCCUGAUUUAAAUAAUGACUCUUCAAAAGUAUUAUCUACAGUAAAAAGUUCAGGAAAAAUAAGUUUAUACACUGAUAAUGAUGAACAUAAUCAUUCAAAUUCUAUUACUCUGAAUCUUAAGGACACUCCCAAAGUAUCUGUAAAAAAAAUAUCAAAUACAAAAUCUUCGACAAUUUUUAAAAAAGACGAUCAGUUUAAAGAUAUGGUUUUACAUAACUUAAUCAUUUUAAAACACAGCAUCAGAAAUUUGGAUGAAAAAUUGGAUUUGUUAAUUGAAAAAAGUUCAAAAAGAAGUACAGAAAAUUCAAAUAUAAAUUAUGAUGAUGAUAUUGACUACAGUAACCUAUAUUGUCUUUUCCCAAUUGAAGAUAUAAGUACUCUUAAUGAUAUCGAGGAACAAUUGGUGUCGGAUAAAAAAUAUCACAAAUCAUUGACAAAUAAACUAAUUGGUCUUGGUGGCAAAACGGUACAAAUAUAUAUAAAAAGAGUUAUGCAGCUUUUGUUCUCUGAUGAACUUUUAAAAUUAUAUUCAUUCAAUGGUCGAGGAAACAAAAAAAAAUGUUUUUCUAACCUAGUGAUUUCAAAACUAAUAUUUGGUUCUAUAAAAUUGUUGAACAAAUUCAACUAUGAUAAUGCCAAUGAUGAUGCUGAAAAAUAUAUUAAAAAUGCUCUUAUUCAGGCUCCGUUCAACAUCAAAAAAAAAAUAUCCAAUACUGAAACUGCAAAUGAUUAAUUUUUUAUAGUUUUUGAAAUGUACACAUAAAUAUUUUUUUUUAUUUUAUAGUUCUUAAACAUGCAUAAGUCAAUGCAAGGUACAUGCAUAGCAGUAUACACUAAUACAUAUUAUAAAACUAUAUAAGAUACCAAUGUGUUCGU